UUUGUACUGGUGGCGCUAGUAGUAGAAUUUGUUCGCUCGUUGCGUUGUUUCGCAGCUUAGCGCCUAGCUCGCUCGUUGUGGACGUUGUUUUUCGUGUAGUGUUUAUUUAGAUGGCUUUAUCUGGUUUAUAUUAGAGAUUAACAUAAUAUAUUUUAAAAUACCUUUGCAUUAAAAAUGUUUAAAAUUCAAACUCAAUUAUUGGCGUAAUUUUUAUGCAGUAGUGCAACAGGCGACUGAAAGUAGUUGAGGUAUCGUGUAAACAGAAGAGAACAUUGUGAUUACAAAAUGCCUACAGACUCUGAAUGUGAGUGCGACUUGGUGUCUAAGGAGUGGUUGUUAGCAAAACUGCGCUCCGACGAAAGGGACACAAUCCUAAUAGAUUGUCGAGGUUCUAAUGAGUAUUCGGUAUCUCAUAUAAGGUCCGCGGUGAACUUUUCUAUACCGACAAUAAUGCUGCGACGGUUAGCCGCUGGCAAGAUCGAACUGGCGUCAACGGUACAGUGCAAAGAGUUGAAAGCCAGGAUUGUACAUUGCCGGACACGAGGAAUCUUCGUUUUAUAUGGAGACGGUGGCCCCAGGGACGCGGACUCUGUUCAUGGCAUCUUAUUGAAAAGACUUAAGCAAGAUGGUGUUCAGGUUGUAUGUCUUGAAGGCGAAUUUGCGGAGUUCCACCGUUCAUAUCCAGAGUGGUGUAGUGAGGCUGGCGCGCAGCACGUUCCUCAUCUGCCACUCAUGGGGUUACGAUCACUUCGCAUCUCGGGUUCUGGCUGCGAGGAGGGCCUAUCGUCGGGCUCGUCGUCGGAGUGCGAGGAGGCGCACACCCAGACACAGCAGGAGUUCCCCAUCGAGAUCCUGCCCAAUCUGUACCUCGGCAACUCGACCAACAGCGAGGACUGCGACGCCCUCGCUAGGCACAAUAUAAAGUACGUACUGAACGUAACACCCGAUUUACCCAACACGUUCGAGGCAGAGGGGUGCGGCAUCAACUACUUGAAGAUACCUAUCGCUGACCACUGGAGCCAGAACCUCGCCGUUCACUUCCCACAAGCUAUACGGUUUAUCGAGGAGGCGAUGUCGGCGCGGUGCGGCGUGCUGGUGCACUGCGUGGCGGGCGUGUCGCGCUCGGUGACGGUGACGCUCGCGUACCUCAUGCAGCGCCACCGGCUCUGCCUGCGCGACGCCUUCGAGCUGGUGCGCAGCCGCAAGACGGACAUCGCGCCCAACUUCCACUUCAUGCGCCAGCUGCACUCGUUCGAGCGGGACCUGGGCCUCCACGAGCACAGCGCCAGCCUGAGUAAGGUGCUGGCGGAGCUGGGCGUGCGUGAGCUGGAGGCGCGCGGCGGCGAGGCGGCGGCGUGCGGCUGCGCGCCGCCGGCGGGCGUGUCGCCGGACUCGGGCAUCGAGUUCGACCGCUGGAGCGCCGCCCGCGACACGCCGCAAUGACAGUUCUUCACGCCGCCGCACCCGCGACACCACCCCCCCGCCUGAACCGCUCGCCCGCCGCUGCACCGCGACCUGCACCCUCCUAGCGGCGGAGCGUUUCGUUUAGGUCAUAACGUGUAGUCACUAAAUUGUACAAAAUCUUAUUAGACGCGGUUGCGAUUCGGGAACCCCCGAAUUGAAGGACGAUGGGAACGUUUGCGGUGACGCUAUCGCGAGAACGCCACGAGAGCUGAACGCUGUUCGACUGCGACUGACACUAGUGAACGGAUGUCGUAAGAUUAAUUUGUUUACUUGAUCUAUAUUUUAUUCAUCGAGCAUCAUUCAUUAUAUGACAGCGAGAAUAUUUGUAUGUAAAUUGUAAAGUUAUCGACGACGAGUACAAAAUUGUGUGGCGUUUUUCGUGUAGUGAAAGCGUGAACGUUCAGCCUUGGAUUUGUAACAAUAUUCCCUAUGAAUAAUUACUUCAUUUUAAUAUAAUAAUAUAGUACAAGUCAUUAGCAAGUUUAGGCGACAUUAAUAUAACGAGUACGUUAGCCGUGUAUAGGUUAGCACAUACAUUACUCGUAGAAGCGUCCCGCGAGCGAGCUAUGGGAAGCAAUAACUUUAGGAACAUUUUUUUGUGUGUGUGUACCAGUGAUUCAUUCGAUGAGCACAUUUGAUAAACAAUUAUAGUCGUUCCCGCACGCUGCGAAACCUUUUACACCCAUACAAACAUAUACAUAGCAUAGGUACUAUAGUGGUGCACUUACAUUAUAAUGGAGAUGGACGAACCGAGAUUGAUCUGUUUAUUAGUGCCACAAAAUAUAUUACAUAGGCGUAAGUGAAAUGGAAUGUGUGUAUAAGAUAUACGUUAUACAUAUUGUUUAAGUCAAUUUUAUAAGUUUGAUAUCAAUAUAAAUAUAUAUUAGAAUAUGGAUACACGUUUUGAAAUGCAUUCCCUAAUAUAUCUUCCAUUAAAGCUGUGCAUUUGUGUCCAUUCGAAUUUAUUUCAAGACUAUUUUUAUAUGAUAUAUUAUGAUUUGAUUUAUGAAUAAUUUAAUUUCAUGAAUUCAUGUAUCCAUACAAUUGUGUUGUCCAUAAUUGUUUUCUCCUCUGUGAGGGGAUGAGAAUAUAGCGCCUCCGCCCGCGUCGGCGGCCGAUAUUGUGUGCCACAUACAUUUAUAUUAUUAUACUUACAUUAUAUGUAUACACGAGUAUGAUUUACGGAAGCGGCAUUUAACAGAGCGUUGUUUGUUACAAAUUAUUAAUAGAUUAUGUAUAUUUUUCAUAGACGGUUCUAAUGAACGCAGGGCUUCUGAUGACUCUUCCAUUGUUGAAUAUUGUAUUGGUAUUAAUGUGCGAUUGUGCGUGUGAUAUAAAUACAUACGGUUAGAUAUAGUUCUACAUAAUAUAUUAUAAAUAAUGGACAGUGCACGGACCACUACUGCUGGUGCUUGUGGAGAUGUGAUCUAACAUACUUGCAUUUACUUUUCAGUUUAUAUAUAGAUACUGUGAACUAAUUUAAAAUUUAAUGUUCGAACAUCGAUCAUCAAUACUACUAGACGUCGGCGUCGGCACAGUAUCAUAAACAGUCGACCAAAUAGUACCUCACUUGCAACGUGAAUUCUUAUUUUGAAUUUGAAUUAAUUUGUUUAUUAUAGAAGUUUCUUUUAAAUAAUAUAAUCGGGCGAUGGUCUUUAGUUCUGUUUUAGUUAAUGAGACGUUAUCUAGUGAGUAUUGAUAAUCGAAGAUUAUAUAUAUAUAUAGUAAUAAAAAUUGACCAGGAGAUCUAAUAUUUAUUUUUGUACCUUUUGCAAUGUUUCCAUCUGUAUUUUAGUUAGAUACGCAAAUGGAAAACUAUGACUGGUCCGUUUUGUGUAGUGGAUGUUGGUGGAAUUAGUUUGUAAAAUUUAUAUAUUUGUUUUCUGUAACGUAUUGUUAAAUGUGUAUUUUUCUAUUAUUUACAAUUACAAUUAUUUACGGAAAAAUUACACAGUAAAGUGAACAAAAGCAUCGUUUUAUUGUUUAUUUACAAAUUAAUUAGAAUUAUAAACAUCACGUGUCGCACGGAGCAUACUGAAGAAAUUACAAAAAAUAUACAUAUUUGAUAAACUAUAUAGGUGUUUUACAAUGUGGCAGUAUGCGCGACGUUUGAACCAAAUUGUUUUUGUUUGUACAUACAAGUCUAAUGAAAUUAUUACAUCACUUUUGUAUAUAAUAAGUGACAGGCAAAUGUUAAGUAUGUUAAUUAAAUGAGAAUAUAGAAAUUGUUAUUGUACAUUUGUUGUAGAAUUAGGUAUGGUAUUCAUACGUAUCUAAUAAAUCCUUUAUAACAAAUGCUAUCAGCCAAUGUUGAAUAAAAAUUAUGUAAUUAUUGCACCGUUAUCAUUGGUCCUUGAAAACUACGAAGAGAAUUACCGAUGUUCCUAUGGAUAUUAUCGUAUUAUACCUACCGUGUACAAUAAUAGAGGAUGAAAAUUUUCCAUUUGCAAAAUGCAUAUGUGCACACAGCAGGUGUCAAACUAAGCUCCUAGUGACUAGUUUCUAAGUAGUAUAGUAACGAAAUGCAGUAGGUAUAAUUAACACAGCACUCGUGUGUAUAUACGUUCACUAUGCUAGGUUAGUCCAUCGUGUGGUCAAAAAUGUCUUAUAUAAUACUUUUGGCUUUUGAAUCCAGUCACUAGUCACUUAGCCAGUCGCCUGCAGUGCGCACAUACACCAAAGGAAGUAAUUAUGAUUUGAACAUUAACCAGUGCAUAAUAUGGAAUAUAACAAUGUGACCUGUGUAUUAUUUUUAUGUAGGCUUAUAUUCUUUAGUACCUACUGUUUAGCUGUACAAUUAGUGAUCAAUUCCGAUACUUACAAAUAACAUGAGAGUAGAAAAAAAUAUUUUUACAGAAAUUAUUACGAAAUAUACUUUUCCAUUAAUAAUGAGUUAGCACUUAUUCUAGCGCUGGCGGCGCUCACUGAUGGGAUGUCCUGGGGUUAAAUCAAAAAUACUGCUACUGCAUUAUUCAUAAAAACGUAAUAAUUUCUAUAGUAUUUCAUGUGUUUUGUCACUUUAAUUCAACUUAGAUUGUGGCUCGAAAUAAUGAAACACAUUUUAUUACAUAAUUCACGCUCUUAUGAAUAAGAUGGUUAAUAUUUAAUGUACAUUAUCAUAUUUAUAUUAUCCCGGCAUGUCUCAGUGUUGAGUCAUUUAUAUACUUUUUUAUAUUAUCAUAACCUAGAGGAUCAUAUAGGAUCAGGAUAUUAACGAUGUAGAUAAUACAGGACUCUGCAUGCCGUGGCAAUGUAAAUAUUUUGCCGCGUUGUCCGGUCGGUGAGCGCCAACCCCUUUAUAGCUAGUAUAAAUCAGAGCUACUAGUCUACAAUGAAACUGUAUUGUUUCAUACAAUUACUAUGUUGGAAGGCUUAGCGAAGUAAAGAGUACAUACUACGAUGCGUUUCUAUUUUUUUUAUAAACAAACUCAUACCCCAUCAUAAUCCAAGGAGCGAGACACCGAAAUCUCACCAGUAGCAAGCGGUAUGAAUGAAUUGUUUUCUAUACAUAUGAAAAUAGAAUUAUUUUACUUUUUAUUAAAUCGAUAUCACUUGUAUAAAUAUUAACUAUUUAGAGCAUUUGCAAAUUGUCCACAGGCCCGAAAUGUAUACUGAUUUAAAUAAACAUUUCUGAAUUAUGUAAUGUAAUAUACACUUCAGUUGCACCUAAAAUUUGUAUUUCUAGACGUAAUGUAAUAACUCUAUUAUUGUAGUGCACAAAUUAUAAACGUCGAAUGGACACAAUAGUGACUAAUCAGUAGUUAUUGUUGUGACAUCGGUGUUUAAAUUAAAUCACAUAAUAACGUAAUGUAAUUUGUAUAUAUUAUUAUCGUACGUAACAGCUCUGUUUAAAUGUAAUUAAAUACGUGUUAAACUGACGAUGUUGAUAAUGGUUUAGAAUCUUUUUAGUGCUUUUUCCUAAAGGUACCUAAAAGCCACAUGGCACACGUAAUAUUAACCUCAAAACAAAAUAUAAACACUGUUAAAUGA
Galleria mellonella (greater wax moth) is the source of this 5454-nucleotide messenger RNA. It is a transcript of the gene Mkp3, whose product is annotated as dual specificity protein phosphatase Mpk3. NCBI's taxonomy places the organism in Eukaryota, Metazoa, Arthropoda, Insecta, Lepidoptera, Pyralidae. The coding region runs from base 286 to 1443 and encodes 385 amino acids. Gene Ontology annotation, molecular function: MAP kinase tyrosine/serine/threonine phosphatase activity; protein tyrosine/threonine phosphatase activity. The record is from RefSeq and is a predicted model, not a curated record. Gene Ontology annotation, cellular component: cytoplasm; cytosol. The transcript is spliced from 7 exons. Gene Ontology annotation, biological process: protein dephosphorylation; negative regulation of MAPK cascade.